This is a messenger RNA of Penicillium cinerascens, 1251 nucleotides long. RefSeq lists its product as uncharacterized. The record is from RefSeq and is a predicted model, not a curated record. Gene Ontology annotation, biological process: RNA catabolic process; ribonucleotide metabolic process. Gene Ontology annotation, cellular component: ribonuclease H2 complex; nucleoplasm. Bases 1 to 1251 code for a protein of 416 amino acids. Lineage: Eukaryota; Fungi; Ascomycota; Eurotiomycetes; Eurotiales; Aspergillaceae. The transcript has a single exon.
AUGCCUCGCACUCGAGCAACUGCUCCUCCCAAGGAGGAACCUCGGCUUGAAGAGAAGAGGACACUGGUGCGCGCAGAAAAACCCAGCAAGACUUUCAUCCUCCCGUCGUCCACCAGCACCAACGCGCGUUUGCUCUCCCUUCCCAACCCGCAGUCCGGCGAGCUCUCUCGCUAUUUCUUUUGCCCUGAACGCGGUAUCUAUGAGUUCAUAAUCGUCGCAUCCCCUCCUACGGCCGCUCGGAGUAUUCUAUUCACCCCUGCAAAACAACCAACUACCGUUGAGAAGGACGUUCCUUUGACAACGGCGUCAGUCGCUAAGAAGGCGGAAUUGUUGGUCGCGACACCAAUUGACGCCCUGUUCUUCUUGACACACCUCUUUUCGACGACUACAAAAUCUGGCCAGUCUCUGUUCCAGCCAUUGGACGACAUUAUCGACUCCAAUGAUGACCUCCAUCCCCAUUUCCGCCAUGUCCUCUACGAUGAAACGUUUCGAAGCACCUUACUUGCUCGCGCAGAAGCUAUCUGUGAGACUGUCGAAGCGGGUGACGAAAAGAUGCUCCGCUUCAGCGAAAUGAAACUUCUCAAGGAAUUGAUCGCCAAGGCAGAGCGAAUGGCUGCGCAGGGCUUGCCAGCAAGUUUGGAGGAGCGGUUCAUCCGCCAGGCACUGGCUGCUCCACUGAUGUCGGUCAAGCGAGAGGACACCUUGACCGGUCAAACUUCGAAAGAGGACGAAGCAAGCUCCAAGUCGGAAGAAAGGCAGGAUAGCCCGGCUACGGUGGCCACCACUGCCACUCCCUCCGUGUCAACGCCGGCAGGGGAGUCCACGCCAGCUCCUGGCGAAGAUUCGAACUCUUCAGAUCAUGUUACUCGUUUGCAGCGAAUUGCGACGGCCUUGUCUUUCAUGAAAGAAUCCUACCUACCACAGGUCUUGUGUUCUCGAAUUGAUGAAAUACUCGCCUCGCCGGAAAGUCCAUUGGAUCUUAAGCCUUUGCAGGACCGUCUCAAACAACUUGUGGAACUCCGUGCUGAGGCAUUUGCUUCCCGAAAUAUGUCUGAUUUCAGUCGCAAGCGUGGCCUAGAUGAUGAAGAGGUGGAGGCUCGCGCCGAGAAGAAACGCAAGAAGGACGAGGAAGAGAAAACCAAGAAGGCAGCGGAAUCCCAGGGAGUACGCAGUCUGAAAAAGGUCAACACGACUGGCAUGAAAAAGAUGAGCGACUUCUUCGGGAAGUCUGCUGCGACAAAGAAGACUUGA